Messenger RNA from Lolium rigidum, 1236 nucleotides. Its product is annotated as zinc finger CCCH domain-containing protein 44-like. Lineage: Eukaryota; Viridiplantae; Streptophyta; Magnoliopsida; Poales; Poaceae. The transcript has 3 exons. The coding region runs from base 20 to 916 and encodes 298 amino acids. The record is from RefSeq and is a predicted model, not a curated record. Gene Ontology annotation, molecular function: metal ion binding; mRNA binding.
CCAGACGCCCUACCUCGCCAUGGACGUGGGCCGCAAGAGGGCCGUGCCGGAGGGCACCAACGGUGGCGCCGCCACCAAGCGCGCGAAAGCAGAAUCCGAGACGGGUGUAGGGAGCAAAUCGAAGCCGUGCACCAAAUUUUUCAGCACUGCUGGUUGUCCCUUUGGUUCGAAUUGCCAUUUUCUCCAUAACUUCCCUGGAGGUCACCAGGCUGUUUCAAAGAUGACCAACUUGGGUGGUCCAGCUGUUGCAGCUCCUGCAGGAAGAAUGCCUAUGGGACCUGGUGGUCCUGAUGGGCCACCUACAUCUGGCGUGAAGACUCGCAUCUGUAACAAGUUCAACACUGCAGAAGGUUGUAAAUGGGGGAACAAGUGUCACUUUGCUCAUGGAGAGAGGGAGCUUGGAAAGCCCAUGAUAUUGAACAACUCAAUGGCACCUCCAAUGGGACCAAGACCCAACGGGCACUUUCAGCCUCCACCGAUGCCUGCCCCGGACAUGGUUCCUCUCUCAACAUUUGGUGCCUCAGCCACAACCAAGAUCAGUGUUGAUGCAUCCCUUGCUGGCGCCAUUAUUGGCAAGGGUGGAGUCAACACGAAGCAUAUAUCCCGAAUGACUGGGGCCAAGCUAGCUAUCCGGGAUAACGAGGCUGACCCCAACCUUAAAAACAUUGAACUUGAGGGAACGUUUGAUCAGAUCAAACAUGCCAGUGGGAUGGUGACGGAGCUAAUUGUCCGCAUUGGUGGCAACGCCCCUCCUCCAGCAAAGAACCCAGUGAGGGGAUCUCAUGCUGGGGGUGGUGGUGGAAACAACUUCAAGACCAAGCUGUGUGACAACUUCAACAAAGGCUCUUGCACGUUUGGAGACAGGUGCCACUUCGCCCAUGGUGAGAGUGAACUGCGUAAAUCCGCUGCGGCUUGAGAUAUGCUUUUCAUGGCUUGUCAUGGUUAGUAGUGACCAGCAAGUUUGAACUCCAGAUCUGAGGCCGUUAACCCAUGGUGACAUUGAGUUGCACAAGCCUAUUGUUGAUUGGGAGAUACUGUCAUGGCUUGGUAUGAUCAGAUUGCUGUAACUCUAAAAUAGAUAUCUGAGUUCGACUUGCUUUCGAGAUUUAUAGGCUUUAGUGUACUGCUGUCUUUUCCCCUCUGCUCUGCAUCCAAGUUUUGUACUGUUUCUAAGGCACUCUAUUAUUGCAAGAUUAGUCAUUCUAUUUCAGAAAUCUAUUGAAAGUUAAGCCGAAA